Messenger RNA from Linum trigynum, 1042 nucleotides. The record is from the annotation of a GenBank genome assembly. NCBI's taxonomy places the organism in Eukaryota, Viridiplantae, Streptophyta, Magnoliopsida, Malpighiales, Linaceae.
AUCAACAUAUUGAUUCAACCUAAUUAUAAUUUCAACAAGUUGCUUGUAAAUAAUGUACAAAACCCAAUUUCUUUAAUAAAAUGUUCUCCUUGGUAUACAAAUAUAUUCGUCACCUUAAUUGUAGACAACUAGCUGGAUUUCUAACUAUAUUUUCCUUACCAUUAUUUUGAAAAAUAAAUCCCCUCUCAAACAAAAAUCGUUUUCACGUCGCAUUCCCCACUUAGUAUUAUAAUUUCUCAAUUACAUUGAUAUAAUAAUACACAUUUACUAUAAACCAAAGUCCUCACUAUUCAAAUCAACCUCAGCUAGCUAGCUAGCCUAGCGAAACUCGGCUCCACACUUGCGAAAAAAAUUAGAUUAGAAGAAUCAACAACAUCUCCGAUCCGAUCCCAUGCCAACCGGCGGCCAGCGGCUGUUCGGCCUCCCCGCCCUCACAAUCGCCGUCGUCGUGGUCAUAACAGCCACCGCCGGCCUCCUAGUCUACCGCCUCUGGGUCUACCUCUGGUGUAGUUACAACUCCACCACCACGCGGGAAGACGACGCCGACCGAGCGCCGGCCCCAAUUCCGCCGGUACUCCCGCUCCGCACGGUCAUGAACUUCAACGACGCCAGCAGCAACAGCCUGGAGCAGCAGUACACGUCGGUGGACCACCUCAUCCCCACGUGCCAGUACAGCGACGACGUCGGCACCGUCGCCAAGACGGAGGAUUAUGGCACGUGCGCGGUGUGUUUGGCGCAGUUCGCGGUGGGCGAGGCCGUCCGGGUGCUGCCGGAGUGUUUACACAUUUACCACGCCGGCUGCAUCGACGCGUGGCUAUUCCAGCACUCCGACUGCCCCGUUUGCCGGACCGACACCGGCGUGCGCGGUGUCGGUUGAUUGAUUGAUCAAAGUCCGAUGUCAGCUGUCUGUCACAUUCCGGCCUGCAAUUGGCGGUAGAGAUGAUCAAAUGUUUCAUAUUUACGUUUAGCGACACGCCGGCCGGUUGCUGCUCUUUCAUUUUCCUUGUAUGUUGAAUACUGUUAAUUAAUUACCCUGCCUGAC